This is a messenger RNA of Chanos chanos (milkfish), 1862 nucleotides long. It is a transcript of the gene trmt1l, whose product is annotated as tRNA methyltransferase 1-like. Gene Ontology annotation, cellular component: nucleus. The transcript is spliced from 14 exons. Gene Ontology annotation, biological process: tRNA N2-guanine methylation. The record is from RefSeq and is a predicted model, not a curated record. Bases 182 to 1861 code for a protein of 559 amino acids. Lineage: Eukaryota; Metazoa; Chordata; Actinopteri; Gonorynchiformes; Chanidae. Gene Ontology annotation, molecular function: tRNA (guanine) methyltransferase activity; RNA binding.
ACACGUGUCCAUACAGUCCAAACUGGAGGGACUGGAGAAUCUGGUGGAUUUGAAUGGAGCUGGGAGGAAAGCAUGUCCACUCUGCCCGGAGGAAAAGUUCAAGGCCUGUUACAGCCACAAGCUGAGACGCCACCUGCAGAACCUACACUGGAAAGUCUAUGUGGAAUUUGAAGGUCAGAGAAUGUGCAUCUGUCAUCUGCCCUGCAGACAGCUGAAAACUGGUCUUGGUACAGACCAGGCUCAGGGCAGAUUAGUUGCUCACUACCACUGUGUGGUCUGCUCUGUCACCAUCGCCCGUAAGACAGACAUGAUCAGUCAUCUCAAACGGCACAUUAAUAAAGGGGAGACAGAGGCCAGCUACUCCGGGGGCUCAGACGAGUAUGAGAUUAUGAAAGAGUUGGGAACCAACGUGCAACUCCUUCCCAACCACAGCACCCCGCAGAAGACAGACACCUAUUUCAACCGUAAAAUGAAGACCAACCGGCAGCUAGUCUUCUGCUCUCUGGCGGUUCUAGCUGAGGAGAGGAACCCACUGGAAUGUUUGGAUGCUUUUGGCGCCACAGGCAUCAUGGGUCUGCAGUGGGCCAAGCACCUUCGCAGUGCCGUGAAAGUGACCAUUAACGACAUAAAUGAGGCGUGUGUGAAGAUGAUAAGGGAGAACUGCCACCUCAACCACAUCCGCGUGGAGGGGUCUCGCACGCCACGCCCAGCGGAGGGGGUGGGAGAACCCGACACGCCCAUUGCCUCUGUGGAGGUGGUCAAAAUGGAUGCUAAUGUCAUCAUGCACCUAAGGCCAUUUGAUUACAUACACCUGGACCCCUUCGGUACGGCAGUGAACUACCUGGACGCAGCCUUCAGAAACGUCCGGAACCUCGGCAUCGUGUCGGUGACAUCUACGGACACAGGCUCGCUUUACUCCAAGUCGCCCAACGUGACGCUACGCCAUUACGGCUGCCAUAUAGUGCGGACGGAGUACUACAGAGAGCUGGCCGCGCGGAUGGUGGUGGCCUCCGUAGCCAGGGCAGCUGCUCGUUGUAAUAAGGGCAUUGAGGUGUUGCUGGCCGUGGCCCUGGAACACUUUGUGUUGGUGGUGGUCCGGGUUCUCAGGGGCCCCACUCAGGCAGACGAGUCAGCCAAAAGACUCCGCCAGCUUCUCCACUGCCAGUGGUGUGAGGAGAGAGUCUUCCUCAAGCCAGGGAGCAUGGUGGAGGAGAGUCUGUACAGACAGUUGCCGUGUCAGUGCCAUGGUAGCAUGCCAGGGAAGACGGCGGUGCAGCUGGGGCCACUCUGGUCAGGGCCUCUCUUUAACACUGGUUUUCUCCGGCGGAUGUUGGUGGCAGCAGUCCAGCACAGCAUGGAGGAUAUUCAGCCUCUGGUAAAGACGCUUAUCUGUGAGGCAGACUGUACCACCCUCAAGUCCUUCUCUGUCACGGGCCACUCCGUUCUCGCCAAUCAGGUGGAAUGUGGCGUGGUCAUAAAGACUUUACAGAAAGUGGAGGAAGCAGACACAGCUGACCAAUCAGGAAAGAGAAAAUCAGGGGAGGAUACUGGGAACCUGGUAAAGAAGCUUAAAUCAGACGUGUCACUGGAGCACCCAGCCUUCUACUACAGCAUCCACCGACACAGCAUCCGUGGCAUGAACAUGCCCAAGUUGAAUAAGUUUCUGCAGUAUCUCACCGAGGCCGGGUUCAGGGUGAGCCGAACCCACUUCGACCCGACGGGCGUUCGCACCGACGCCACCCUCGACCAGUUCAAAUCGGUCCUGACCAAGUACAGCGUGCCGACCUACACCUCGGCAGCUCAUACCAGCACCCACGGGCAAGGAACUGGCGCAGUGGACGCCGGCCGCAAAACAGACUGAA